This is a messenger RNA of Vavraia culicis subsp. floridensis, 492 nucleotides long. RefSeq lists its product as uncharacterized. The transcript has a single exon. Gene Ontology annotation, molecular function: RNA binding. Lineage: Eukaryota; Fungi; Microsporidia; Pleistophoridae. Bases 1 to 492 code for a protein of 163 amino acids. The record is from RefSeq and is a predicted model, not a curated record.
AUGAACGAAUGUUCUGAUACUAACUUAAGUAACCUUUUGAAGACCGAUAAGCGUUUGAGGAACGGUGAGACUGUUUUCUUGGGUUUUGUGGGAUUUACGAGUCCUGAUUUUGCUGAGAAAGCGAUGGAAGAGAAGGAAAUUUUGGUGCUCAAGAAACCGGUCAAGUUGACAUACGCCCGCGGAAGCAGACAGCGAGGUAGCCAGUACUUCUCGAAGACCCGCCUCCACAUUUCAGGAAUAGGUAGCCUUCAUGAGCAGGAGUUGGUUGAGAUGUUGGGUAACUGUGAUUUGAUCUGGCCAAAGGAUGCCAAGAAUGCGAAGAAACCGUACGUUUUUGCUCAGUUCCAGACUGAAGAUGAAAAGAAGGAAGCGAUCGACAAGCUGAAUGGCAAGAAAGUUGAUGAGGAGAAUACGCUCAAGUUGUCACCGGCGUACUCGCAGCGGUUCACGCAGCGACCGCCGAUCGAUAGAAGACGUAGGUUCCAGGGGUAA